Messenger RNA from Centrocercus urophasianus (Greater sage-grouse), 3492 nucleotides. RefSeq names its product membrane associated ring-CH-type finger 6 (gene MARCHF6). Gene Ontology annotation, molecular function: zinc ion binding. NCBI's taxonomy places the organism in Eukaryota, Metazoa, Chordata, Aves, Galliformes, Phasianidae. Gene Ontology annotation, cellular component: endoplasmic reticulum membrane. The coding region runs from base 51 to 2783 and encodes 910 amino acids. The record is from RefSeq and is a predicted model, not a curated record. The transcript has 26 exons.
CCGCCGCCGUCACGCCACCCGCUCGGCCGGCGCUGCGUCAGCCAGCCAAGAUGGAGACCGCCGAGGAAGAUAUAUGCAGAGUCUGUCGGUCUGAAGGAACUCCUGAGAAACCCCUGUAUCAUCCAUGUGUGUGUACUGGCAGUAUUAAAUUUAUUCAUCAGGAAUGCUUAGUUCAGUGGCUUAAACACAGCAGAAAAGAAUACUGUGAAUUAUGUAAGCACAGAUUUGCUUUCACACCAAUUUAUUCCCCAGAUAUGCCUUCACGGCUUCCAAUCCAAGACAUCUUUGCUGGACUGGUUACGAGUAUCGGCACAGCCAUACGGUACUGGUUUCAUUAUACACUUGUGGCCUUCGCGUGGUUGGGAGUAGUACCUCUUACUGCAUGUCGUAUCUACAAGUGCUUGUUUACUGGCUCUGUGAGCUCACUACUGACACUGCCAUUAGAUAUUCUAUCAACGGAGAACUUGUUGGCAGACUGUUUGCAGGGUUGUUUUGUGGUGACAUGCACUCUGUGUGCAUUUAUCAGCCUUGUUUGGUUACGUGAGCAGAUCGUCCACGGAGGAGCACCGCAGUGGUUGGAACAAAAUCAGCAGCAACCACUCAAUGGUGUUGGUCAACAAAAUGAGGCUCAGGCUGUUGCAAAUGGAGCUGUUGAAAAUGCUGUGCUUGAUCAGCCUGCUAACCCAGCUGCUGACGAUGCAGUUGUAGGUGAGAACCCUGAAAUACAAGAAGAGCAGGUAGAUGAAGAGGAGGAAGAUAACGAAGAUGAAGAAGAUGCUGUAGUAGAAGAUGCAGCAGAUGCAAACAAUGGAGCACAAGAUGACAUGAACUGGAAUGCUUUGGAAUGGGAUCGAGCAGCAGAAGAGCUUACUUGGGAGCGAAUGCUUGGGCUUGAUGGAUCUCUGGUUUUUUUAGAACAUGUCUUUUGGGUGGUAUCUUUAAAUACAUUGUUCAUACUUGUGUUUGCAUUUUGUCCAUACCACAUUGGUCACUUCUCCAUUGUUGGCCUGGGCUUUGAGGAAUAUGUUCAAGCAUCUCACUUUGAAGGUCUGAUUACAACUAUAGUUGGAUAUGUUCUGCUGGCAGUGACUCUAAUUGUUUGUCAUGGUUUGGCAGCGCUUGUUAAGUUCCAGCGAUCACGUCGUUUGUUAGGCGUUUGCUAUAUCGUCGUCAAGGUUUCCUUAUUAGUUGUUGUAGAAAUUGGUGUGUUUCCUCUCAUCUGUGGCUGGUGGUUGGAUAUAUGCUCUUUGGAAAUGUUUGAUGCCACUUUAAAAGAUAGAGAAUUAAGCUUUCAGUCUGCCCCAGGUACCACAAUGUUCCUGCACUGGUUAGUUGGGAUGGUUUACGUCUUUUAUUUUGCAUCCUUCAUUCUUUUACUGAGAGAGGUAUUGAGACCUGGUGUCCUAUGGUUUCUCAGGAAUUUGAAUGAUCCAGACUUUAAUCCUGUGCAGGAAAUGAUUCAUUUGCCCAUUUAUAGACAUCUCAGGAGGUUUAUAUUGUCAGUGAUUGUCUUUGGAUCAAUUGUACUGCUCAUGCUCUGGCUUCCUAUACGCAUCAUUAAGUAUCUACUGCCUAACUUUCUUCCAUAUAAUGUUAUGCUCUACAGUGAUGCUGCAGUAAGUGAGCUUUCCCUGGAGCUCCUCUUGCUGCAGGUGGUGCUUCCAGCUUUGCUAGAACAAGGGCAUACAAGACAGUGGUUGAAAGGUCUCGUACGAGCAUGGACUGUUACUGCUGGAUACUUGCUAGACCUCCAUUCAUACUUACUUGGUGACCAGGAAGAGAAUGAGAACAAUGCAAACCAGCAGCCUAACAAUCAUCAUGCUCGCAAUAACAACGCCAUUCCAGUUGUGGGAGAAGGUCUUCAUGCAGCCCAUCAAGCCAUACUUCAACAAGGAGGACCUGUGGGUUUCCAGCCUUAUAGGAGGCCUUUAAAAUUCCCACUCAGGAUAUUUCUUUUGAUUGUUUUCAUGUGCAUAACAUUACUGAUCGCCAGUCUUAUCUGCCUUACCUUACCAGUGUUUGCUGGCCGAUGGCUAAUGUCAUUUUGGACGGGGACUGCCAAAAUUCAUGAACUGUAUACAGCUGCUUGUGGUCUUUAUGUCUGUUGGCUGACUAUCCGAGCGGUGACUGUGCUGGUAGCCUGGAUGCCACAGGGUCGUAGAGUGAUUUUUCAGAAGGUCAAAGAAUGGUCUCUCAUGAUAAUGAAGACAUUGAUAGUGGCAAUACUGCUAGCUGGUGUGGUUCCACUUUUGCUUGGUCUUCUGUUUGAGCUGGUCAUUGUUGCGCCUUUGAGAGUCCCUUUGGAUCAAACACCUCUGUUCUGUCCUUGGCAGGACUGGGCUCUUGGAGUUCUGCAUGCCAAAAUAAUUGCUGCCAUAACUCUGAUGGGUCCUCAGUGGUGGCUGAAAACAGUCAUUGAACAGGUAUAUGCAAAUGGGAUUCGUAACAUUGAUUUACACUUCAUCAUCUGUAAACUGGCAGCACCAGUGAUCUCUGUUUUGUUGCUUUCCCUGUGUGUACCGUACAUCAUAGCUUCUGGUGUUGUACCUUUACUAGGAGUUACUGCUGAAAUGCAAAACCUAGUUCAGCGUCGGAUUUAUCCUUUCCUGCUCAUGGUGGUGGUUUUGAUGGGAAUCCUCUCCUUCCAAGUCCGCCAGUUCAAGCGCCUUUAUGAACAUAUUAAGAAUGACAAGUACCUUGUUGGGCAACGACUUGUGAAUUAUGAACGAAAAUCUGGCAAACAAGGCACAUCAACAACUCCACCUCAGUCUUCACAGGAAUAAAUGGUCAUGUUAAAGCAUCUUGACCUUCCCUUUGCCUUUACGUGUUCCUUGUUCAUAGACUUUUCUUCAGUUUUUGGAUAUCUCCCUCAAUAAUACUCUCAGCAGUGUUUUGGCUUCUGCUCGUAGCAUCCAGAUUGCAGUUAAGGCACUGUUCCUUAUCUGCGUUUUCUGGUGUUACCAAUACUGUCUGAGGUCUGUAUAUGUGUAAAUAGAAGUAUCCUGACACCCUAAAACCUUGGAUUAAAAAAGAAUGUGCAUAGUACAUCUUUUAAAGAAGAAAAAAAGUAUAUUAAUUUAUUAAAUCUAGUUGUCACUUUAUUUUGGACUGUUGUUCUGUUGACAAACAAUGUGCCACAAAGCAAUAGUGCAAAGAGGCAAGAUGUUUUUAUAAAAUCUGGAGCUUACUUUACGGUGUUCAUAACAGUUCUUAUUGUAGUAAUAUGGUAUGAUUUUUCAUGAGUGGAAGAAGAGCCACAUGGAGAAUAUGAGAAGUAAACAGCUCUCUUACAGUCAGCAGUGAAGUGGCUGUGGUGAAAACAUAAUGAACUGUGUAUCUUGCUGUCAAGUCUUUUUUUAUUAUUUUGUAUAACACCAAAGCUGUUGUACAUUUUUCUAUUGCCUGAUUGUUUUUUCAUGUGUCUGAGUUUGUAAUAUUGUACAGUUACUGUUAAAUCAAGAAAAUAUGUCAUUUUCUGAGAAUUCGGAUGUA